Molecule: messenger RNA, 839 nt
Organism: Cuscuta campestris
Lineage: Eukaryota; Viridiplantae; Streptophyta; Magnoliopsida; Solanales; Convolvulaceae
Source: the annotation of a GenBank genome assembly
GGUCAUUUUUGAAGCACUCAAAGCCUUUUGUACAGUUUGCAAGAAAACUGGCCACUCCAACUCCGACUGUAAGAAGGCUGGAAAAAGGGUUUCGAGUGAUAUGAACCCUCAAAUCCCUCAGAAACCUGCUUCUGAACAAAUAGAAAACCAAUCUCGAAGUGAAUGGCAAAUUGUCAAGAAGAAAGGGACAAAACAAUGAGCAUCUACAAGUGGCCUCAAACCUGAGGUUAACCCUUCCAACUCAGCUAUGAAUAUGCAGGCACCUCAGGAGAACACCUCAGUUCAGGUUGACCCCAUAAUUAAUCACUCCCAAGGGACAUUAUCACCUUGUGAGAAGGACAGUUCUAUCACACCGGACUCCCCCCCACCCACAGAUGAUGUGAUUAUUGUUGAGGAGGAGGAUCUCCGGAAGCCUGAUGAUGUGGAUGGUAAGGAGGAGACACUCCAGGAGCCAGAUGAUGUGGAUGGUAAGGUGACUGAUAAGGACACCUCCGAGGUUCAAUCCGAUGAAGCACUGGUUCUGGAACAUUCUAACCCUCCAGACUAUGAUCAUCUUCACGCAGUGGAAAAUAUCUCCGAAUCACUCUCUGAUAGUGAAAUUUUGGCAAGGAAAACCAGGGAAACCACCCUUGUUACUGAACCUAUAGCUAGCCGGACAAGAUCCAGGCUUCCUCUGGACUUCCCUCCUCACCUCCAUGGUUAAGUCCAUCUUCUGGAAUGUCUAUGGGAUAGACUCUCGGUUGAAGAGACUAUCUCUGCUUAUUAAGAAUCACAAUGUUGAUGUGGCCUUUAUUUUUGAACCUAUUGUUAAUAGUAAGAAGAUGAAUUUUUUCAAACUC